This is a messenger RNA of Pseudozyma hubeiensis SY62, 1260 nucleotides long. Its product is annotated as potential nuclear localization sequence binding protein. NCBI's taxonomy places the organism in Eukaryota, Fungi, Basidiomycota, Ustilaginomycetes, Ustilaginales, Ustilaginaceae. Gene Ontology annotation, molecular function: RNA binding. The transcript is spliced from 2 exons. The record is from RefSeq and is a predicted model, not a curated record. Bases 1 to 1260 code for a protein of 419 amino acids.
AUGGGCAAGAAGGACAAGCUCGCCAAGGCCGGCGCUGCCGCUGACGCCAAGAAGCAGAACGGAAAGAAGUACAAGAGCCCCGCCGCUACCGCCGCCGACAAGGCUGCUGCCAACGGUGUCGACAAGAGCGAAAAGAAGGCAAAGUACAACAACAAGAAGGAUAAGAAGGCCGCCGCUGCCGUCAAGAAGGAGCCCACUCCCGAGGCAGACUCCGAAUCGAGCGACAGCGACGACGACGAGGACGAGUCCAGCUCCAGCUCCAGCUCCGGGUCCGACUCUGACUCUGAAUCCGACUCGUCCGACUCGUCCGACUCGAGCGACGACGAAGAGGAAGAGAAGAAGGAGGAGGCCGCUGCUCCCAAGACCAACGGCAAGCCUGCCGCUGCCGCUGCCGAGGCUGCCGAGGCCAGCUCCUCGUCGGAUUCUUCCGACUCGUCUGACUCUGACUCUUCGGACUCGGACUCUUCCGACUCUUCGGACGACGAUGAGGAGGCCGAGCCCGCUGCCGCUGCCGUCGACUCCAAGAAGCGCAAGGCUGAGGAGGAGGCGCCUGCCGCCAAGAAGGCCAAGACUGAAGAGGCCGCCGCCGCUGCACCUGCCGAGCUCGCCGAGGGCGAGACCAACCAGGUCUGGGUCGGCCAGCUUUCGUGGAACGUCGACAACGACUGGCUCAAGUCCGAGAUGGAGGUUUUCGGCGAAGUCACCAGCGCACGUGUGCAGCUCGACCGCACCACGGGCAAGAGCCGUGGCUUCGGUUACGUCGACUUUGCCACCGCCGCCGCUGCCAAGAAGGCCUUCGAAGAGGGUCAGGGCAAGGAGGUUGACGGCCGUGCCAUCCGCCUCGACCUCUCCACUCCCAAGGGCGAUGUCACCGAGAACCGCGCCAAGAAGUUCAACGACCAGCGAUCCGCCCCCUCUUCGACGCUGUUCAUCGGCAACCUGUCGUUCGACAUUAGCGAGGACGAUGUCUGGAACGCCUUCUCCGAGCACGGGACCGUGAUGGCGGUGCCGGUGGACGUGGUGGUGGACGCGGUGGUGGAUUCGGCGGCGGACGCGGUGGCGGACGUGGCGGUGGAUUCGGCGGCGGACGCGGUGGCGGACGUGGCGGUGGAUUCAGUGGUGGUCGCGGCGGUGGACGAGGCGGUGGACGUGGUGGCUCGGACGGUUCGUUCCGUGGCAUGCCCCGCGGUGGCGGAUGGGGUGCUCGAGGUGGCAGCGCACGAACCGGCGGCGCUGCCGACUUUUCGGGCAAGAAGAUGA